Molecule: messenger RNA, 315 nt
Organism: Ectocarpus siliculosus
Lineage: Eukaryota; Phaeophyceae; Ectocarpales; Ectocarpaceae
Source: the annotation of a GenBank genome assembly
AUGUGUUGGCAAGACUUGUUUCCGCCACCGACUCCUACGUUUCUUGAACUCGGGGCUUCGGCGAUGAUCAGCAAGAGCAAGACCCGGGAGGCCCGCAAGCGACGUCCCGCGCUACGAAGGUCUCACCUCCUGGUGGCGAUCCUGAUGUCAGCAAUGACCGUGAGCGUCGUGGAAAGCAACAGUGAGCGGCGAACACUCAUGUUGUCGGCCGUGUUGCGGGCUGAGGGGGGUCUGCCUACGUACGGCGUCGAAUUUGGAAACGCUGUGCCUGUCCUGCUCAUGACCACGCGAUAUCCUACCGGAAAUACUGCAUGA